Messenger RNA from Megalobrama amblycephala (Wuchang bream), 930 nucleotides. Its product is annotated as putative nuclease HARBI1. The coding region runs from base 1 to 930 and encodes 309 amino acids. The record is from RefSeq and is a predicted model, not a curated record. Lineage: Eukaryota; Metazoa; Chordata; Actinopteri; Cypriniformes; Xenocyprididae. The transcript has a single exon.
AUGUCCCUCAUUGGUGCACUCAGGCUGGAAUCUGACCAUGGAUGGGAGAGGGACAUCGAGGUGCUUGUCUUCCUCUUCUGGCUUGCCCAUGCAGCAUCCUACAGGGUGGUCUCACAGACCUUCGAUAUCCCCAAGUUCUCUGUGCAUGACAUUGUGCACAGAGUGAGCCAGGCAAUCAUGGGAAUUUUGAGGAGGGUGAUUUGCUUUCCGACCGGAGAUGACCUGGAGGCAGUGGGAGCAGGAUUUGCACAGCUGGCUGGGUCACCAGCUUUCAGCAGAGUCGUUGGUGCUAUAGACGGCUGUCAAGUCCGGAUUAAACCUCCAGCAAAUAACUCCCACUGCUACUACAACAGGAAGCUGUUUCAUUCCAUCCAGCUCCAGGCCAUCACUGAUCACCGGGGGAAAUUCCUUGAUGUCUUCGUGGGAUAUCCUGGGUCUGUGCACGAUGCCAGGGUCCUGAGGAACAGCCCUGUCUACACUGGCAGCCUUUAUCCACCACCAGGCAAGUGCAUCCUCGGGGAUGGUGGCUAUCCUUGCCUGAGUGCACCCAUCUGCCUCAUCACGCCUUACAGAGAGCCUGUACAGAACCCUGUGCAGGCUCGUUUCAACAACAAGCACUCCCGUGCCCGGAACAUCGUAGAGAGAGCUUUUGGGAUGCUGAAGACACGGUGGCGCAGUAUUUUCUUCAAGGCCUUAGAGGUAAACCCUGCCUUCGUGCCUGAGGUGGUUGCGUGCUGUGCUGUGCUUCACAAUCUCGCUCUUCUCAAUGGCGACAUCGUUGAGGCAGAAAAUGAGGAAGACCAUGAUGACAGGCCCCCGGAACACAACUUAGAAGCAAGAAUGGGAGAAGAUGUGCGGGACAAUCUGGCUGCUGCAGUGUCUGCGGCAAACAUCCGUGUGCCUGCUCUCCAUGAGCACACCUACCUGUAA